Molecule: messenger RNA, 1055 nt
Organism: Nerophis lumbriciformis (worm pipefish)
Lineage: Eukaryota; Metazoa; Chordata; Actinopteri; Syngnathiformes; Syngnathidae
Source: RefSeq, a predicted model, not a curated record
UGGACGAGAAUCGUAAAAAAGCGCUAGUGGCCGCACUCGGCCAAAUCGAGAGACAAUUUGGUAAAGGUGCAGUAAUGCGCUUGGGAGAUUCUACCGCUGCACGUGGCAUUGAAGUGGUAUCCACCGGUUCUUUGGCACUAGACGUUGCAUUGGGGAUUGGCGGAUUGCCAAAAGGGCGAGUAAUAGAAAUAUAUGGCCCGGAAUCUUCGGGUAAGACUACGCUUACUUUGCAAGCGAUCGCAGAGUGCCAGAAAAAUGGUGGUACUGCCGCAUUUGUGGAUGCGGAGCAUGCAUUGGAUCCGGUAUAUGCAGAAAAGAUCGGGGUAAAUGUAGAUGAUCUAUUGGUUUCCCAGCCAGAUACAGGUGAGCAAGCGCUGGAAAUUACCGAUAUGUUGGUUCGUUCUGGUGCAGUAGAUGUAGUGGUAGUGGAUUCAGUUGCAGCGCUCACACCGCGUGCCGAAAUUGAAGGCGACAUGGGUGAUUCACACAUGGGCUUACAGGCACGUUUGAUGUCACAAGCAUUACGUAAGUUGACUGGUAACAUCAAGCGCUCCAAUACCAUGGUAAUUUUCAUUAACCAAAUUCGUAUGAAGAUUGGUGUGAUGUUUGGUAGUCCGGAAACUACAACGGGUGGUAAUGCACUGAAAUUUUAUGCUUCGGUUCGUUUGGAUAUUCGUCGUAUUGGUGCAAUUAAGAAAGGCGAUGAAAUUCUGGGUAAUGAAACCCGCGUUAAAGUAGUCAAAAAUAAACUUGCACCUCCAUUUAAGAAAGCCGAGUUUGAAAUUCUUUAUGGUGAAGGUAUUUCCCGUUUAGGCGAGCUGAUCGAUAUGGGUGUUGAACAUGAUCUAGUAGAUAAAGCAGGCUCAUGGUACAGCUAUAACGGUGAGCGAAUUGGACAAGGUAAAGAAAAUGCUCGUGGCUACCUUACCGAGCAUCCAGAAAUGGCAAAUGAAAUAGACGAAAAACUUCGUGCUCAAUUGCUACCUAAUGAUGACGAUCUUAACCAAGAUGUUGAAGAAGGCGAUCAGGCUGAGGAAGCCGCAGCUGAGGUUUGA